CCAGACAGCUCUGUGAUGGCUUUCCUCAGUCAAAAAGAAGGACUUUGGAUAGCUACUCCCCUUGCAUGGGGGUGAAAGGGUUUUCCCCAGAGCAUAGGGAUUUGAGUUUGAAGGCCUUCCCCCACAUCCUCCAAGAAAUGGGCUCUGUGGGAAUGCCAGUCCCCCAUGACCCUAUAGGGAAUGGAUUCAGUGAGGUGGUCCCAUGUUAAAGAGGAGCAGCCAGAACAAGUUAGCGUUGGAAGGGAGCCCUGUGCGGUGGUGAGGUGACCCUAAUCGUUACUUUGCCUGGGGCCCAGAAGCCUACUGUGUGGGUGGCAGUGAAGCCUGCACUGCUGUUGCUUGUGCUGUCCCUGAUCUGAGUAAAGCCAGACUCCAGAGCCACCACCCCAGCACUAAACACUAGCUUUUUAAAGAGCUCAGCUCCCAUUCAGAUAGCAAAAUAAGUGGCCAGGUUUGCAAGAUAGCUCAGCAUGUUGUACACUGCUCACUUCUGAAAAUCUGGCUAUAAGCAUCACUGAGGAAGCAUCAAGGCUCAGCAUUCUUGAAAAUAUGGCCCUUAUUAGUUGCCUAAACAGGAGCUGAGCUAUUCUGAAAAUGUGGCCCUACAGUCACUAUUUAAAUAUUUUAAAAGAAAUUGGUGAAACCCCUGCUUUCUCUGACUGAUUCAGAGUAGUGAUCAGCAGAUGUUACAUGCUAAACUGGGGGCAGUGGGAGGAGUUAGUGGUGCAGGAGGAGAGUCCUCUGAUUGAGAUAUAAAUAGUAGUAUGCCACUUAUGUUUGGAAGUCGCAUGUAAAUAACUUGACAUGUUGAGAGAAGCGGACUGGUGAAGGAGAGUGGGCAGCAAAGCACCUUUCAGGAGGAACUGCUGGGAUCAGUUUUAGAGGAGGAACCAGGAAUCUGUCUGUUUCAUUCCAAAGGAAUGCAUGCAGAGUGUUCUUGUUCUCCCAGUCUGUAUUCCUACAGAAGAGAAGCCUGAACCUGAUGCCUGACAGUGCCACUGCUUCUCCUGCUGUUCUCAGAAUUCAGGCUCCACUGUGGGGCACAUUUGCAAGGAGCCUGCAGCAAAAGCCAUGGCUCCCCUACAGCAGGGGAUUUUGAUCAAAGGGGGGAGAGUGGUGAAUGAUGACUACUCGCAGUUGGCUGAUGUGUAUGUGGAGGAUGGAAUAGUGCGGGCAGUGGGACCACACCUGCAGCCUGAGGCACCUGCUGGGCUCCUAAUUAUAGAUGCUUGCAACAGACUGGUGCUGCCUGGGGGGAUUGAUACCCACACACACAUGCAGUUCCCCUUCAUGGGCACCCAGUCCAAAGAUGACUUCUACCAGGGAACAAAGGCUGCUCUAGCAGGAGGCACCACUAUGAUCAUCGACUUUGCAAUACCUCAGAAAGGCUGUUCCCUUGUUGAAGCCUAUGACACAUGGAGAAACUGGGCAGAUCCUAAAGUCUGCUGUGAUUAUGCACUGCAUGUAGCAGUUACAUGGUGGAGCAGCAAGGUCAAGGAAGAAAUGAGAAUUCUUGCUGAAGACAAAGGGGUCAACUCCUUCAAGAUCUUUAUGGCCUAUAAAGAUCUGUAUAUGGUUGGAGAUAGUGAACUAUAUGCAGCUUUUUCCCAGUGUAAGCAAAUUGGAGCGAUUGCUCAGGUGCAUGCAGAGAAUGGGGAUUUGAUUGCAGAGGGUGCAAAGAAGAUGUUAGCACUGGGGAUAACUGGCCCUGAGGGACAUGAACUGAGUCGUCCUGAAGAGGUGGAAGCAGAAGCGACACUGAGAGCAAUCACCAUAGCAAACUCAGUGAACUGCCCUCUUUAUGUAGUUCAUGUAAUGAGCAAAUCUGCAGCAAAGGUGAUAGCUAAUGCACGAAGAGAAGGGAAGGUAGUAUAUGGGGAACCUAUUGCUGCUAGUCUUGGUACAGAUGGCACUCACUACUGGCAUAAAGAAUGGCAUCACGCCGCAGGACAUGUCAUGGGACCUCCACUGAGGCCAGACCCUUCAACACCUGAUUUUCUCAUGAAUUUACUAGCCAAUGAUGACCUAACUGUGACAGGGACUGACAACUGCACCUUCGACAUCUGCCAGAAAGCUCUGGGGAAGGAUGAUUUCACCAAGAUCCCUAAUGGGGUGAACGGUGUAGAGGACAGGAUGUCUGUCAUAUGGGAAAAAGGAGUGCACAGUGGUAAAAUGGAUGAAAACAGAUUUGUAGCUGUUACCAGCACAAAUGCAGCUAAAAUCUUUAACCUUUACCCAAGGAAGGGAAGAAUUGCUGUGGGUUCUGAUGCUGACAUUGUUAUUUGGGACCCAAAAGCUACAAGGACUAUAUCUGCAAAGACACAUCACCAUGCCAACAAUUUCAAUAUAUUUGAAGGAAUGAUCUGCCAUGGGCUCCCAGUUGUGACAAUUUCAAGAGGCAAAGUGGUGUAUGAAGGUGGAGUUUUCAAUGUCACAGCAGGAGACGGAAAAUACAUUACACGUAAACCAUUCCCUGAAUAUGUCUACAAAAGAAUCAAGCAGCAGGAUGAGCAGUUUCUGGGAAAGCAUGUGCUGCAGAAAGCUUGGGAGAGUGGUGAACCCAGCAAACCUUCUGUCAUGCAUGGAGCCAUUGGGUCCCAACUUUGAAGUGUUAGGGACCAGCAGAAGCUUUCAUGAGGUGUGGGAGCAUUUUUGUCUCCACCUUGCUUCCAUGUAUGGAUCAAGCAGGAGAGGAAGUCAGCUCAGAAGUUGAUGGUGUUUGCCACCCAUCUAUGAAUACUGCAGCUUUAACAGAAGUGGCCUGGUAGGGGCUGUGAUGCUAGAUCUGACAGCUAAGAAUCAUGACUUCUGCUUUAAAAACAGUCCCAGAGUCACUUACUGGCUUGUGUGAGAAAUAAGCUUCUGGAAGGCCAAUAAAGUCCUAUGCCUAUGGAUAACAAUGUAGAGAUAUCUCAGCAGGGUGGUCAAUAGGGACAUUCAGGAGGAACUAAGUUGGAUUCCCACUACUCAGAUUAACUUUGAGAUGGCAGAGGGAGCAGGGCAAUUUAUCCAUACAGUAUUGCUGAAAUGUUUGUUAUGACUCUCUUCAUCUCUAAUGAGUGGAAACUUCAAACAUGUGUGGAACCUGCAGAUUUUUGCAAUCUGCCGUACUCUGUGGCUCCUGCUGUCAGCCACAGAGCCACUACAUUUUCUUAUUAACAUCUUUUGCUAUUUGCCAGGGUUUUCAAAUGUCCUUUGGGCUCAGGAGUUGUCUGAGGUGGCCCUGCUGAGAUCAGAAGGCUGCAAAUCAUGACAGGAAUUGUUAGUGAUUUUUCCAGAAACUGCUGUUUUCACAGUAUGAUACAGAAAGUAGUUUUAUGAAUCAUAUAAAAAUGUAUGUAAACUGAGCUCUCCAAACCAUGAAAGUAUAUUAUCUGUGAAAAAUAUAUAGUCUUUGUAGGCUCCUUGCACAUAUUUUUAUGGCAGGAGAAAUAAGAAACCUACAUUUCAUAUCUUUACCACAAAACUUGCAUUUCUAUUUGGAUUUCUUCAGUUUUAUGCCAGAGUUUGUACUCCUUAAAGGAGGAAGCCUUGGGUUAUUGGUAACUAAUGAAGGGAUGAGAUGUCUAUUAAUUUAUAUAUGUUUUAAAUGUAAUUAGCUUUUUAACUAAUGUAUAGAUUUCAUGAAUACCAAACUAUGCUUUUAUUCACAGACUGUAACUGGGUUUUGCCCUUAUGUAUGAUUUUUAGAUACAAGAAAAUUUAUGAUUUACUGCAAGUUAGUUAGGUCAUCUCAUUUCCUGUGCUAAAUGGUCAUUUUCCCAUUGCAGAUACAGAUACUAAGGCACUAAUAAUAGGAUCUUAGAAAUUAGGGCUGGAAGGGACCUUGAGAGGUCAUCUAGUCCAGCCCUCUGCACUGAGGAAUGACCAAGUAAACCUAGACCAUCCCUGACAGGUGU
Molecule: messenger RNA, 3899 nt
Organism: Dermochelys coriacea (leatherback sea turtle)
Lineage: Eukaryota; Metazoa; Chordata; Testudines; Dermochelyidae
Gene: DPYS
Product: dihydropyrimidinase
Exons: 9
Coding region: 1072-2607 (511 amino acids)
Biological process (GO): pyrimidine nucleobase catabolic process
Cellular component (GO): cytosol; cytoplasm
Molecular function (GO): dihydropyrimidinase activity
Source: RefSeq, a predicted model, not a curated record